Messenger RNA from Cetraspora pellucida, 1227 nucleotides. Lineage: Eukaryota; Fungi; Glomeromycota; Glomeromycetes; Diversisporales; Gigasporaceae. The record is from the annotation of a GenBank genome assembly.
AUGGCAAUUGACGUGAAUAAUGAACUUAUUGAAAUUUUAAGAAGAUAUAAUACAUAUCAAUUCGAUAAUACAGGAAUUGAGGAUAAAAAUUUAACUAAAGUCCAAGGUUACGGCGUUGUGCAAAAAGCUUACUUUCGAAAGCAGGUGGUAAUGAAGCAUAUUUCCAAGGAGUUUAUACAAAACGAUAAAGAAAGAUUUGAUGAUAUUCAAACUAAGGCAUCAGAACGUGAUUCAGUUCCUUGGAAUUUCAAUGGUACUCUGCAAGAUUAUAUUUUGAACCAUGGCAAUGAUUCGAGGCGAGAUGAAAAGUUGACAAUUGCAAAUGGUAUAGCAGAUGGUUUAAAACAUAUGCAUGAGAUAGGAAUCGUUCAUAAAAGACUUGUAAAUAAUGGUAAAGUAAAAAUAUCAAAUCCGGCAUUUCUAGAACUAAACAUUGAAGUUUCAUCGUCAAUAUCAUUACAAAGAGAUAUAGUUUUUUUGGAUCCAGAGGUCAUAAAAAAUCGAAACUUGGAACUUAAUCCAGCAUCAGACAUUUACAGCUUGGGUGUUAUAAUGUGGUCAAUAUCUAGUGGAAAUUUUCCAUUUGAAGGCGUCACUGAUCAAACAAAAUUAGUGGACCAAAUUGUGUUUAAAAAUAUGCGCGAAAAACCCGACAAUAAUAUCUCACCUGCAUUUAACAAUCUGUAUCAACGAUGCUGGGAUUUUGAUCGAAGUAAACGACCUACUAUAGAUCUUGUGUGUAGACAGCUAGAAGUUAUGUUACAAGAAGAACAAAAUCCAGAUUCAAUAUUAGCCUCUGAAACUUCUCAACAAAAUAUCGAAGUCUCUGAAAUUUCUCAACAAAAAGCCCCUGAAAUUCCAAAAGAUCUUAUAUUAGAUGGAAACGACCAACGAACAGAGAAGUCCUCUGGAAAAUUUACUAGAAAAUCAAACAGAAAGUCCUCAGAAAAAAAAUCUUUCUUAGUUAAGCUUAAAGAAAAAUUUACUAGAAUAUCAAAAAAGACAUCAGAAAAGACAUCAGAAAAAGCAUCAGAAAAAGCAUCGGAAAAAGCAUCAGAAAAAGCAUCAGAAAAAGCAUCAGAAAAAGCAUCAGAAAAAGCAUCAAAAAAAGCAUCAAAAAAAGCAUCAAAAAAAGCAUCAAAAAAAGCAUCAAAAAAGGCAUCAGAGAGUGAAUCAGAAAAGGCAUCAAAAAGACCUAGUAUAUCUAGUAACUUGAAUGUUUCGUAA